AUGCAUUAUGACUCGCCAGACAUGUCGGCAAGCCUGACACCAGAAAAAAGGGUUAAAAUGCAGAAGCUUGUAAACGCAUUUGCAAAACGCAAAAGUUGUAAAAUUAGGGAGUUUGCUAAAUUUCUGGGCAAUAUCGUCGCAAGCUGCCCCGCGAUCAAAUAUUCGUGGGCAUACACGAAAAACUUUGAACGGGCCAAAUAUUUGUCUCUCAGGAAAGCAGCGAAUAACUAUGAGGCCAAAAUGGAAAUUGAUGCUUCGCUGUUACCAGACUUUCAAUAG
This is a messenger RNA of Acanthoscelides obtectus, 279 nucleotides long. NCBI's taxonomy places the organism in Eukaryota, Metazoa, Arthropoda, Insecta, Coleoptera, Chrysomelidae. The record is from the annotation of a GenBank genome assembly.